Didymodactylos carnosus is the source of this 4157-nucleotide messenger RNA. The record is from the annotation of a GenBank genome assembly. NCBI's taxonomy places the organism in Eukaryota, Metazoa, Rotifera, Eurotatoria, Philodinida, Philodinidae.
GCCUCUUUUACAAUUAUUGCUAUCUCAUAAGGUGUCAAUUGACGUUGUAACAACAAUGUUUUAGUAUCGAUUUUAGACUAGGAACUUUAUCAUUUAAAUUAGAAACAACUAGACUUAUUUCGUUCUUAUAAAGAACGCAAUCAAAAAAGGAAUGAUUUAAUGUCUCAUGCGUGGUAUUGUGACAAGAUUAGAACGGAUUGUCGACUCUGUCCUUGUCGUACAGAUCUUUUCUCAACUGAGAAAAGCCAACUGUAAGACGACAACAAGUUAUAUCAAUAUUUAGUAUUCACGGUAUUCUCAGACAGAGGGGUUUGGACAGCAGACAAGAUCUGAACUUCCCAACAGACUGAACCAGCCUAAUUUCUUAAGGCAACUCAUUAUAUUCACGUAAUGUACGAAAUCAUCGAUUCAUAAAUCAUAUUUGGCCGACAACGAGCCAAAGGCUGCCUCUCAUGACUACUUUCUGUUUCUGCUGCAGUCGCUUUUCGACGAAGAGUCAUAAACCAUUUAGCAGCCUUUUAAGGAAUAUGUUUUCUAUAAGUGCUAGAUCAAGAUGAAAACCCUCAUAGCUCGCCUUGUAGAAAACUGUUUGCACUACAAAAUGCAGUUGUCAGAAAAAUUUAAAAAUAUGAAUUUUCGUUAAGAAAACCUUUUUUUCCAAAUUGCAGCCUGUUAUAACUGGUACUUGCGUAUUCUAAACAUACAUUCCAUCAACAAACCUCACUAGAUAAGUUAGACACUGCCUAAUUCAUAUCAAUUUUUUGUUGAAAAAUUGAAUUUUCAUUUACUCUUUAUCUGAAGAUUUAUUUUGUGUUAGGAAACCAGUGGCCCUCACCGUCUUCCAACCGAUCAGUCAAAUCUGAAACUGAUUCUGAUUCUGAAACUGAAUUUAAUGUUAGUGGUGAAGACAGUAACGAAAUUGAAGAUCAAGAUAAUAAAGUUAAAAAUACACGACCGUUUUUUCGAAUUCGAAAACCGUAUAUUUUUAAAUUUUUAAAAUUAAACUCUUCUGAAUGGCCUUUUAUUUUGUUUGGUACCCUGGCAUCGUUACUCUCUGGCGGUGUAGAACCCUCAAUUGCAUGGGUCUAUUCGAUAAUUUAUGGUCUAUUAGCCGAACCGAAUCUUGAAAAACAAGCAAGUGGUACACGUAAUUUUGCUUUAGUCAUACUUGCUAUUUAUAUUUGUGGAGGUAUUUUACAACUAAUUAGUACUAUUAUGUUUGCAAUAUCUGGAGAAAAGUUAACAAUGCGAAUUCGAUCACUGUCAUUUCGCGCUCUAUUGCUAAAGAAUAUUAGUUGGUUUGACAUGCCAUCGAACAACGUUGGUCUUCUUGUUACACAAUUAUCCUCCGAUGCAUCAGCUUUCAAAGGAUUAACUGGUAUACGCAUAGGUAUGAUUGUGCAAGCAUGUGGUGCUAUACUUACUGCAUUAGUGGUCUCAUUUCAAGCUGGAUGGAAAUUGUCAUUUGUUAUGCUUUGUUUUGCACCAUUAUUGAUAUUUUCUGGUCUUUUACAAGGAAAAGUAGACUCACGACAAUCAAAAGCAGCUAAUGUUUACGCAAACGAAGGCGGGAAGUAUGCAAAUGAUGCAGUACAAGAAAUUCGAACAAUUGCUGCUCUACAACAAGAAACGUUUUUCAUUCAAAAAUAUGAACAAGCCUUCAACAAAAAUUUUAGGAAAAAUAUAUCGAAAAUACAGUUUCGACCCAUUGGCAAAGCGAUUGCCAAUUCAUUACUCUACUUUAUUCAUGUAGCUGUUUUUAUUUAUGGCUCAAAGUUGGUUGAAAAUGGUGAGAUGGAGUUUGCGAAUGUAUUUCGCGUAUUCAUCGUAAUCCAUUUUGCAUCAACAGCAACUGGAAGAAGUAUAGCAAUGAUGCCGGAUUAUUCGAAAGCUAAAUUAGCAACAAGACGCAUUACGCGUUUAGUUAAGGGGAAAUCUGUAAUUGAUCUUAAUGAUGACAUCGGAGGAAUAAAGCUGGUAAGACAAUCAAAUUGUUUUAUUAUUAGUAAAGGAAAAUUUUACUCUAUGCUGAAAAUAUUUGUAUUAAGUCUCAAGUAAACGGUGAUAUUCAAUUUAACAAUGUUUGUUUCAAUUAUCCGACACGCCCAAAGCAGAAGAUCCUGCGUCGACUCAAUUUCAUUUGUCCAGCUGGAAAAACUUCGGCCUUAAUUGGUCCAUCAGGAUCAGGGUAAAAUGAUCUGAUAUCUUUGUAAACUAAAUGCAACACCACAUGACACGGAGGAAAAGGCGAUGUUUUUCCUUCUUAGCCUCGAAAAGCAUCCCUCAGCAUAGCAGAGCAUCGCAUGCUUAGCAUCCCAAGCAUCAGAAAGCAUUUUAACGGCUCCGAAAAGGUCCCGGAGCCGCUUUUUCCCCCUUACCGCACGAGCUCAGAUAGUGUUCUGCCAUAACUUUUCUUUAAUUUAUCCAGCUGACAUAGUCACUUAAGAGACUAUUCAUGAGCCCACCGGACAUACUUGAAAAAACAUAUCAUACGAUUAAUACUUAUUUUUGUAAAUGCGUUUUGAAUUUUUCAUAAGACGCGGUAAAGUUUUUCCUUGACUAACGGCAUAUUUUGCUGUUUUAAUUUUUGUGCGUCUCAACCGUGUUGGUUCUGAAUCAACUAUAUAGUUUUAAAAAUCAAAUUUUUUAUUUAAAGUGAAUAAAAAGCAGUCAGAUGGCUAGAACUAAAAUCCAUUUCGGAGAGCACAUGAUUUUCUACAAAAUGAGCUGGUUUAUGUCGAAAAACAACUCUUAGAGAGUAUUCAGAAAUCAGCUGCACCAACGAGGAGUAGCAAAAAUAAUCGAACAUUUUAUAACGAAUUCAGCUUUUCGUCAUCAUAAGGCUGUUUUUAUUCCAAAUAAACAGCAUAUUCGUGAUCAGCAUUAAGAAGUAAGUAGCAAAACUUACCUUUGAGAAGGAAAUGUUUCGAGUAGAAACUUUGUCUGUAUUUUCGUCCAGCCCUUUUUACGCUGAGGAGGAUUCAAAGAGCAAAAACUUCAUUCUUCGUAAAGUGUUCCAAAAUCAGUUUUCCUACUCCUUAAUACUAAUCACAAAUAUACUGUUUAUUUAGAGUAUAAACAGUCUUAUGGUGACGAAAACUUGAAUGCGUUAGAAGUUUCCGGUUAUUUUUGCUAGUGCUCCUUGAUGCAGCUCAUUUCCAAAUGCUCUCUAGUUAUUUUUCGACACAAAAUAGAUCAUUUUGUAGAGAAUUAUGUACUCUCCGAUAUGGGUUUCAGUUCUAGUACAUCUGACUGCUUUUGAUUAAGAAUCGAACAGACAGUUAAAUUGAAAAAUAAACUUUGACCGUGUGAUGUGCUUUUUUGACGCUCUCAUAGAACGUCUCUUAAGAUACAUUAUGUAAGAUGCACGGAAUGCAAACUUAAAGUGAAAUUUUAUUUUCGAACAUAUCAUACACCGUUGGAUAGAGGACUUCGAGGCGAUCACGAAUAUAUGUGCUUUGAAUUUUUUUGAUACGUAUUUUUGGUCGAAAAAUUGAAAAAACUCGACAGGUAUCAAAAAUCGAAAAAUUUGGGUUCUUUUUUAAAUUGAUUUUUCCAAGUUAUGUUACAAGUUGGAACAUUCAGACGAUUUUUCCUGAUUCAGCAUCGUAAACCAAAUCAGAAAAUGACCUGAAAACCAUUUUAAACCUAAACCAUCGUCCCGUCCGCAAGGACGUCGGUAGUCGACGGUGUCAAAAACGUGACACAAACUUUGCAAACCUAUCACAGGUUUUUUUAGAGGUGCUAGACGAGAGCUUGAUACCGCGUUCGAUUCGCCGGAUUCUCCUCUUCAAAACCAUGUCGAGCUUCUUUCUAAAUUUUGUUUUCUCGCUGAGAAAAAUGGCUUUUACUAAGCACCAUACAAAAACGGCCAGGUCACUUUCGGUUGUUUUUGCGAGUUUUGUGAAAACUAGUUCAAAUAAGCUUAGAUAGGAUAAAAUCGAUGGAGAAUUCAACAGACAUACUCUCGAGAUCUCUAGAUGGCUCUCCAGAGAGUUCCAGAGGGUCUUCAGGGUUUUUUUUGUAUAAAUUAACAUGCUGAGAUAUUUCUUGACAUGUAGCUUUACAUAGUUCAAAUAAGUCAGCAUCGAUUUUAACCUAUCUAAGCUUAUUUGAACUAUUUUUCGAGCAAAACUCGCAAAAACAACCGAAGGUGC